Lucilia cuprina (Australian sheep blowfly) is the source of this 1799-nucleotide messenger RNA. RefSeq names its product DNA-directed RNA polymerase III subunit RPC3 (gene Polr3C). Lineage: Eukaryota; Metazoa; Arthropoda; Insecta; Diptera; Calliphoridae. The coding region runs from base 105 to 1706 and encodes 533 amino acids. Gene Ontology annotation, molecular function: single-stranded DNA binding. The record is from RefSeq and is a predicted model, not a curated record. The transcript is spliced from 8 exons. Gene Ontology annotation, biological process: DNA-templated transcription. Gene Ontology annotation, cellular component: RNA polymerase III complex.
AAAACUAGAGAACGUGCCAAAGUGUAUUUAUUUUUGAACGUGCACUUUUUGUUUAUAUUUUAUUCAAAACAAAAUUAUUUAUUAAAAAUAAAAUUAAGCAAAAAAUGUCUAUAGAUUAUGGUAAUUUAUGUUCAGUGAUAUUGAAACAAUGUUUUGGUGAAACAGUGCAAAUAGUGGGUGACUGUUUAUUUGGUGCAAAUGCCAGGACACUGAGUAACUUGGUGAAAACUUCCAAUUUAACUAGAAGAGAAGUAUCUACAGCAUUGGGUAUUUUGAUAAAGUAUCAGUUAAUAAAAUUCCAACCCAGUGAAUCAAAUCCCUUUGUGGCCGAAUAUUCUUUGAAACGUGAUGAAAUUUUGUAUAUCCUCAGAUACUCCAGAUAUGUUCAUCUAAUACAAACAAAAUAUGGUUCCGUUGGAGCUGCUAUCGCUGAAGAACUGCUACAUAGUGGAUCUCAAACCGCCUCUAAUGUCAUUUUGAAAUGUGUUUCCAACAAUGAGAUCAAUGAAAAAUUAGAAACCAUACGUGAUACAUUUGUUACGAUGAUUAAGGACAACUAUUUGAUAAAACUGCCAAUGCUAGUGCCGUCCGAAGGUGAACCCGACCCGGUGCCAAAGUUUAAUAUUGAACCUUAUGAUUUAUUCUUUCCACCGGAUAUCGAUAUACCAACAUUAUUGAAAAUACAGUCCGGUACUAUACCGGCAACUCAAGCAAAAGAUGCACAUUUUUAUUGGCAAAUAAAUUUUAGCCGUUUUCAUCAAGACUUUCGUGAUGCCAUCAUGAUAGGUGCCAUUGAACGAAAACUGGGAGCUAGUGCAGCUGAAUGUUUCCGAUACAUAUUAAAACAAAUGUAUGAAAGAACAGAUCCUUGGCAAAGACAAUAUUCGAAUCCUUUUACUGUUGUUGAAGUCAAACAAUAUGCUGAGAAAAAUUCCAGCAAUUUGGAUUUAGUUCGACAUUUGGAGCAAUAUGUGGCAUCUAUAGCUGACGACUCCCUUGGUUUCAUACGUAAAAUAGGUGAAAUGGGUGGUGGCCAAUAUGUGGUCGAUAUGUCAUUGGCAUUUGAGAACUUAGCUUUAGCAUGUAUUGAAAAUGUUAUAACCGAAAGGUUUGGUUCAAAGGCUUCACGAAUAUUUCGUGUAGUUCGAGUGAAAAAAUAUAUAGAACAAGAAGAUUUGCAAAAAGAAGCCAUGAUACCAGCCAAGGAAGCAAAAUUACUUUCAUAUAAUCUAUUUCAAGAACAAUUUUUGCAAAUCAAAACUAUACGUAAAGCAGGAGGUGGUGGUAGUGGUCCGGCUAAGGCGUUUUAUUUAUUUUAUUUAAAACAUAAACAGAUUAGCAAAAUGUUAUUGGAUAUUUGUUAUAAGGCUUUGUAUAAUGACAUAACACGUUCAAAUUAUGAGAAAAAUGAGCAUAAACGUUUAAUAGAAAAAUCUCAAAAAUUAGACAGUAUUGUGGCAACUAUGAAAGAAAGAGGAGAAUCGGAGGAAUAUAUAGCAGAGAUACUUGAAACUUUAACACCACCAGAACGUGAAAUACUUGAUAAAGUUAAGACUCGUAUAAAAACUUUAUCGAAAGCUGAACUAACAUUAGACGAUACUAUAUUCUUAUUACAAAUGUAUCUCUAUCACUCCUCACAAUUGCCUACUUUAGCAAAUGCUAAAAACGAAAUUUGUCCACAUUCGCACCAUACGAUUUUUGACUAGGACUUCCAUAGAUUUUGGAUCUAAACUUAAAUUAAAGAAACCAAAUUUGAAUAAAUAACCCAUUUCAUCACCGUGACAUACACCCGGUCGUUG